UUGACAGCAAGCAUAAUGUUGACUAAAGUUUUUUUCCUUUUUGUUGUGUUUGCAGCUGCAAAUGCUCAGACUGAUAUCAGCAGGUGCAUAGUAAAUUCAGGGGAACUUCCCGAUUUCGUUGAGGUGGUGGGCUGCACAUCAACUCCUUGCUUGUUACCUCAGCUUGAAUAUGCUGAGAUUAACAUGAGAUUCCGAGCACCCUACACAAUGGUCUCGAUGCGAACCCUAGCAACUUAUUACUUGCAUGUUGGACCCACACUUGUGCCUGUCCCUUACGACUUGGCCGAGAACUCUUUCACCUGCAAUUUCCUCACUGGCGCUAAUUGCCCAGUACUUCAGGGAGAAGUUUUGUCCUAUCGGCUACGGAUAUUUAUGGAAUCGUUCCUGCCAGUGGGCACUCAAGCAACUUUAGAGAUCAGGAUAGUGAACGUCUUGAAUAGCAACUCGUUCGUAUGCAUCAGAUUUCCGUUCCGCGUAGAACCACCCUUGCCGGCGACAUUUGAUGGUCCUGAGAAUAUAAUUAAUUAAGAGCGUAAGCACCCAGUUAUUCGACGCGAAAGUUUUCGCGCGGCCGCCGCGCGGCGACCGCCCAGUUACCACGCUUUCAUGUACAUUAAUGGCGAAUCCGAAUUCUAUUCGCUAGGCUUAAUAUUUAAAUUCCUCUGAAUAAUACCACCACGCGGUCAUAAGGCUAAACAGUCGUUGAAAACCAAAUACAAAUAUUCAACAACAAGCACAUAGAAAAAUUGAUGA
Hyposmocoma kahamanoa is the source of this 753-nucleotide messenger RNA. RefSeq lists its product as uncharacterized. Bases 16 to 528 code for a protein of 170 amino acids. Lineage: Eukaryota; Metazoa; Arthropoda; Insecta; Lepidoptera; Cosmopterigidae. The record is from RefSeq and is a predicted model, not a curated record. The transcript is spliced from 4 exons.